Mytilus californianus (California mussel) is the source of this 1743-nucleotide messenger RNA. RefSeq names its product transcriptional regulator QRICH1-like. The record is from RefSeq and is a predicted model, not a curated record. The transcript has 2 exons. Lineage: Eukaryota; Metazoa; Mollusca; Bivalvia; Mytilida; Mytilidae. The coding region runs from base 487 to 1611 and encodes 374 amino acids. Gene Ontology annotation, molecular function: DNA binding. Gene Ontology annotation, biological process: DNA recombination; DNA integration.
CACUACAAUAUUUGCAAUUUUUGUAUUACAAUAAAAUAUAUAAAUUAUUGAUCACUUGACCAUUCCCUUCACUGAACCUUUUAAAAUUUAAAAGAAUUUACUAAACUAUGUGAGUAGUUAUUUUUACAACAGUUGCUUUAAAUUGGGUUGAUUUUAACAAGAAAGUCCAUAGGAGCUAGUGUCCAAGUUUGGAUUAUGUCACGUUCGGACGGUGAGGAAAUUUUUCUUACGCAAAACACAUUUUCACAAGAAACCAAUGAUGAUAACUUGGAUUUAUGUAAUUUUUUCUUGGGAUAUGAUACUACUACUACUAGUGAAACAUAUUCAGUUGCAUGUUCUGAUAUUUCUAAAGACGAAGGUUUUUCCAAUCCGAAAUACAGUCUGACGAUGAAUUACUUAUAAAUGUCUCAAAAAUUGAAAGUAAAAGUCAUCAAACCAUCAACUUGAAGAUUUCACGAGCCAAAGACAGAUAAAGAAAUCGAAGAUAUGCAAUCAAAGAAGUUUGCUGACAGUACCAUGAGCAAAAUCAAGUGGGCAACGACCUUAUUCAAACAAUGGAAAUCUACCAGAAAUAUUAGGGCGAAUGAUCCAAAUGUGGGACUUAGUCCAAUUCGCGUAGAUCUGGCUGAAAUGUCGCUUGAUGAAUUGAAUUAUUCCAUUUCCCGCUUUAUUUGUGAAGUUCGUAAAACUGAUGGAACUGAAUAUCCACCAGAUACGCUUUAUUCUCUAGUUAUUUGUUUACAGUUAUACAUGGAUACACUUGGAUAUAAUCAUAAGUUUCUAUCUGAUUCUAGUUUUAUUCAGAUAAAAAAUUCCCUAGAUAAUGUAAUGAAAUUACGAGCAGACGUUCACGUUCCUAAAAAACAGGCCGAAGAAAUUUCUUUGGAGGAGGAAGAAAAGUUAUGGGCAAGCGAUUCAUUAGGAUCUGGUAACGCUCGUCAUUUAUUGAAUACGUUAGUUUAUUUAAUAGGUAUAAACUUUGCAUUAAGAGGUGGCCAGGAACACAGAGAUUUAAAAGGGGGAAAUUCAUCACAGUUUCAAAUAAAUGAAAAAAAUGGUUUAAAGUGUUUGAUUUAUACUGAAGCAAAAUCAAAGGCAGACCAAGGAGGUAUCAAGCAUAAAAACGUUAAAAGAAAAUCUGUGGUGGCAUAUCAAAAUACAGAAAACCAAGCUAGGUGUGUUGUGAAUUUGUUUGAAUUAUAUGCUUCUCACUGUCCACCGUUUCCAAGGAAAGCCGAUGCAUUGUACUUGAGACCUUUGAAAAUUCCAAACGGAAACAUUUGGUAUGCUGAUCAACCAAUUGGUAGACAUAGCCUCGCUAACGUUGUAGCUAGCAUUUGUCAGGAAGCAGGUAUAGGUGGUUACCGCACUAACCACUCGCUUCGAGCUAGGAUGUACGACGCUGGUGUAGAUGAGCAAUUAAUAUGCAAGGUCACGGGUCAUAGAUCGAAUGCUGUAAGAAAUUACAAAAGAACAAAUGAAAAACAGAAAAGGAAAAUCAAUUCCGUUAUCCAAGGACAAACCGAUAGUGAAAACGAUGAUUCCGGAAAGUUCAAAAUAUCCAAAUCUGAUGGCAAUUUGUCAUUUACAUUGAAUAUUUCCAUGACGUGAAGUGUAAUAUUUCAGUAAUUGUUGUGUUUUGAUGUUGGAAAUGUCUGAGUAUAGUAAUAAAUAUGAAGUGCUCCUAUAUUCUUUUUUUUAGUUUCAGUCGUCAUGUCCCCUUAACACCGAUACAACGAACAU